AUGGAGAACACUGUCUUUCAAUCUUCAAGUAAGAUAACUAUACCUAACUAUAUUGGUCAUUACAAAGUUAUUAAAACCAUUGGUAAAGGAGGAUUUGCCGUUGUAGUGCUUGCCAUCGAUACUCGUAAUCAACAAAAAGUAGCUAUAAAAAUUAUAGACAGAAAAGAAGUUGAAAAACAAGAACUACUAACCUAUCUUGAAAAUGAGCUUCGCUUGAGCGCACGUUUCGAUCAUCCAAAUAUUGUGAAAGUUUAUGAUAUACUCUACGAUCCAGAACGUAUAAUGAUUAUUAUGGAAUAUGUUCCAAAUGGUGACCUACAGACCCUCAUUUUCCGUGGAAUUUCCUUUACACUUGAAGAACAAUUGAACAUAUGUUAUGAAAUCCUUCAGGCGCUUCAAUAUCUCCACCAUAGAGGUAUAUCUCAUAGAGAUUUAAAGCCAGAGAAUAUUCUUUUUGAUUUAAAAUUUCAUCCAAAGAUAAUCGAUUUUGGUCUAUCCAAAGAAAAGUGCGAAAAGCUUCAUACUUAUUGCGGGACAACAUUAUAUAUGGCUCCAGAGGUUAUUUUAUGCGAUACUUAUGAUGGAAGUAAAGCAGAUGUCUGGGCUUUUGGAGUCACGGCCCAUAUCUUGGCUGCACAAGCUUUCCCAUGGGGACUUAAAAGCGAAGCUCAGUACUUAAAAUGUAUACAGAUGCAAGACAUCUCAAUAGAUGUUAUACCAAAAGGUAUCAUAGGGUUAAUCAUUUCAAAAUCAUUAAUUUUCGAUCCGGCUCAGAGGGCUAACGUUGAUGUCUAA
This is a messenger RNA of Trichomonas vaginalis G3, 795 nucleotides long. Its product is annotated as protein serine/threonine kinase protein. Lineage: Eukaryota; Parabasalia; Trichomonadida; Trichomonadidae. The record is from RefSeq and is a predicted model, not a curated record. Gene Ontology annotation, cellular component: spindle pole centrosome; spindle microtubule; chromosome passenger complex. The transcript has a single exon. Gene Ontology annotation, biological process: regulation of cytokinesis; mitotic spindle organization; protein phosphorylation. Gene Ontology annotation, molecular function: ATP binding; protein kinase activity. The coding region runs from base 1 to 795 and encodes 264 amino acids.